Molecule: messenger RNA, 4072 nt
Organism: Mercenaria mercenaria
Lineage: Eukaryota; Metazoa; Mollusca; Bivalvia; Venerida; Veneridae
Product: zinc finger protein 862-like
Exons: 2
Coding region: 1223-3397 (724 amino acids)
Molecular function (GO): protein dimerization activity
Source: RefSeq, a predicted model, not a curated record
UAAUCUUAAAGAGUUGAUUUACGUUUCUCUGCCAAUAAACGUUGAUUUGCAUCGUUACCGUUGUUCCUUGUUAACUGGCGUGGUGGCAGCGCUUAAACAAACCCACGUUCUUCCCCUACACACCGAGGACGAGCGAGUUCAUGGACAUUUGAACAAUAAACCAGUGCACAAAACAACUUGCUACAACAAAGGCAGUGACGAGGCAGUUUUUCUUUGACUGUUCAACGCAGAUUGACUGCUAUGGCUGGUGUAAGGGCGCCGAAACUCAUUUUCCUUCUGCACAUUAUGCUUGAUUUUGAUCUUAUAUGGUAAAUCUCAUUAUUUCAUUUAGUACAUUUGUUUGUAUGUGUGGAGAUUAUUGGUUGAUUUCAAAUUUUCAUUGUGAAAUCUUGGUAGGAUCACAGCAUUUUUUUUUUUUUUGGAAAAUGUGUUUUUCUGUUAUUAUGUUGGAGAUCUGGGUUGUAGAGAACAGGGUGGGGGUCCAUUAUUCAUAAGGGGUCAAAGUCACACGCCGAUUGCCUGUGGGUAGGAUAGUAGAUUGUUUCUUAACAGGGAUCACAGCUAGGUCAGUGUGUAUUUCAACAUGUAACUCAAUAAACCUCUAGGGUCUAGGCUACCUAUCUGGCAAAGCUAAUGCCGAUUCUUUGUAUAAAAGGGUUCUGACUGAUUGGAGAUUUUUGAGGUGGAGAAGUCGCAAAUAUGUCAGAGGAACAGGGUUCUCGGGAACGCUUAAUUCUGCGUAUUUGUACGCAUAUUUUUUGGAAAAGGACGCCAAUAUAUUCCAAGCGCGAUUCCAUGGGACGCGUAAAAAAUUUGCCGAGUGCGUAGCUUCCCCGAUACACUAACUUGUCAAAUUUUCUCGCCUGUCGAUCAAAGGUGGAGUUUGCAGUGGCUGCUUUGCGCUCUCAACCAAUCAGCGAUCGCUGUUUUCCAAUAACUGCCAGUCGAUUAAGGUAGUAUUGCUUACGCAAUAAAACUAAUCAACACGCGACAAACAUGCUUUUGAUUAUGUGCUAAGUGUGUAAACCAAUUUAUUUUCAUAACACGCGGCUGACUUAGGCUUCUUUGUAUUUGCCGCAAAUUUAGAUAAUUAGAUUAAAUGAGGAUUAAAUUAUGACUUAAAAUAUCGGUGUUUGCAGGACAUUAACUGGACUGAAUUGUGAUGUUAUUCGCAGCUAUCCUUGAAUUAAUGUGACAAUAAUUGUUUCGCUUUGUUUCCACAAUGGAUGCGAGACAACAUAUAUUUCAAAUGCCGACAUCGUUCGGUCAUUUAAAGUAUUAUUGUGGAAUAAGAACGAUUCAAAUAAAUGCAAAAUUUGGAUAUUCAAUUUCUGGUGUAAUUAUGUCACAGUUAACAUUGGAAAAACUCGGCAUUAAACGCAAAUGUGUAGAAUCGUGUUCAAAUAUUGAAAAUGAAAGUGAAACUGUAUGUGACUCAAACCAAAAGAAAUCAAAAAGGAUUAGGACUGUAUGGAAUGAUUCAUGGUUCAGGUCAUUUCCGUGGAUUGAAAAAGUGAAUGAAAAUGACAAUGUUAAAGCUAUGUGUUCUUGGUGUAAACUGUCAAAAAGGACAAAUUCAAUGGCAACAAACGGUUCACCUAAUUUGCAAAGUUCAACAUUCAGUAGGCAUGAAAAUACCAAAGAUCAUCUUCUCGCUGCUGAGGCUCACCAGGCAAAGAAAAAGAACACCACGGUAAAGCAGGUUGUUGAGACAAUUGCCAUACGUGAAAAUGAACUUGAGUGUGAUGCUUCCAAAGAAGCCCAGGUGAAUACAAUGUACUACAUAGCCAAAGAAGGCCAGCCACUGAACCAGUACAACAAAGUUCUGAAGCUUCAGGUAAAAAACAAGUGUCGUGAUCUUCAAGACCCAACCAAACUGUACACUGGUGAAGAUUCAAAGACAGAAUUGUUAGAUGCAAUCAAUGCCACACUGGAAGAGAAGAUUGAUCAAAAUAUUGCGCAGUCAGAAUUCAUUGGUUUGAUUAUUGAUGAAAGCACAGACAUUACAGUGUUUAAGAAGUUAAAUGUCUAUGUUAAAUGUGUAGAUAGUGCUAACAAAUCAGUGAUCUUCUUCCUUGAUUGUAUAAAUGUGCCAGAUGGCAAGGCCGAUACCAUUGUUUGUGAAAUAGUAAAGUUGUUUGAGAAAAAGAAAAUUCCCAUGUCCAAACUGAUAACUUUAGCCAGUGACGGUGCUUCAGUUAUGACAGGUCGUAAAAAUGGUGUAGGUGUCAAACUGAAAGAGUAUUCUCCACAAUUGAUACAGAUUCACUGUGUUGCGCACAAAUUAGCCCUUGCAGCUGGUCAGGCCUGUAGAGAUAUUCCUUUACUUAAUGACUACCAACAUACACUUAAACUGAUUUACAGAUAUUUCAGCAACUCCGCAGUAAGGUACAAUGAACUACGCGCCAUGUCUGACAUUAUGGAAGAUGAAAACAUUGAGUUUCUGACACUUAAAGAACCAGCCAGUUUUCGUUGGUUGUCACUUGAGGGGGCAGUUCGCGCCAUAUUAGAUUGUUACCCUGCCUUGUACAAUACUCUUGAACAUGAUGCUGCAAAAGGGAAUCCUGACGCAAAAGGCCUGUUAACAAAAUUGAAAAAUGUGACCUUUGUCCUUGUGUCUGGCUUUCUAAAAGAUGUUCUUUAUGUGGUAUGCAAGCUGUCCAGAGUUUUUCAGAGAGACUUAAUUGAUGUGGAGACAGUCACCUUGAUGAUUGAGUCAACAAUAAUGAAACUUAAACAGUUAAAGAAUGUGAAUGGUUCUGAGUUAGAGAAGGUAUACAGCAGUAUUCAGGAUGAUGUGUAUCGUGGUGCCAAAUUGACCGACAGAGAGCAGCUGAGGAUGCAAUUUCAGAACUCCUCUUCUCAGUACUUGGAACAGUUAAUCGAAAACAUAGAAACCAGGUUUGAUAAACAAUCAAUGAAAAGUCUGCAGCUUCUGAAUGUUGUGUUUCGCCCAGCUGGCAUACCAAAGAAUGUUACUGACCUAGAAAGUCAUGGUGAGUCAGAAUUAAGGGAACUUUGUGAACUGUAUGGUGGUGAAUCUGGUGUUAUUGAUUCUGACAGAGCAGUAGCUGACUACUUCCAGUUGAAAAUUAUUUUGAAAUCGCUGAACAUGUCCCUGUCUGAUGCUUGUACCCACCUUCUAGGAAACUACAGAGAUGUAUUUCCAGACUUUGUCCGACUUGCCACUGUGUUACUGGUUUCUCCAAUUACUUCUGUUGCCUGUGAACGGGGUUUCAGUGUUCACAACAAAGUAAAAACCAAGGGACGUGCCAGGCUGAAGCAUGACACUGUUACUAAAUUAAUGAGAGUUAUUGAAGAGGGUCCAGCGAUCGAGGUGUUUGACCCUAAGCCCGCUGUAGUCAAGUUUUGUGAAAUGAAAAAUAGGAGAAAAUAAGUUUGAAAUGGAAUUGUCAGUGCAAAGUGUAUAUAUGUCUAAAAUGUGAAAAUCAACAAGAACUGGGCCUUUAAAAACAUGUUGCGAUCAUGUAGUUAUGUCAUUUUACCAUAAAUGCUGUUACUUAAAUGAAAUCGUCAUGUUAUUGAUUGUGAUAAUGAGUGUUUUCUUUCACUUGCAUAAGAUACUUUGUUUAGAACUGUUCUUUUACAUUUACCAUGAAAACAGUCAUAUAAAUGGAAUUGUCAUGUCAUUGAUUAUGAUAAAAGUGUUUUUUUUUUUCACUUGCAUAAGAUACUUUGUUUAGAACUGUUCGUUUACAUUUACCAUGAAAGCGGUCAUAUAAAUGGAAUAAUGUCAUGUCAUUGAUUAUGAUAAAAAGUGUUUUUUUUUUCACUUGCAUAAGAUACUUUGUUUAGAACUGUUCUUUUACAUUUACCAUGAAAACAGUCAUAUAAAUGGAAUAAUGUCAUGUCAUUGAUUAUGAUAAUGUUUUCUUUCACUUGCAUAAGAUAUAUAAAUGGCAUUGUCAUGUCAUUGAUUAUGAUAAUAAGUGUUUUCUUUCACUUGCAUAAGAUACUUUGUUUAGAACUGUUCUUUUACAUUUACCAUGAAAACAGUCAUAUAAAUGGAACUGUCAUGUCACUGAUUAUGAUAAUAAGUGUUUUCUUUCAC